Westerdykella ornata is the source of this 861-nucleotide messenger RNA. RefSeq lists its product as uncharacterized. Lineage: Eukaryota; Fungi; Ascomycota; Dothideomycetes; Pleosporales; Sporormiaceae. The coding region runs from base 1 to 861 and encodes 286 amino acids. The record is from RefSeq and is a predicted model, not a curated record. The transcript is spliced from 4 exons.
AUGUCUCAACACGGUAAAGCCGCACACGAUUUGCUUGGCGGAGAGCGCAGUCUCCAGAAACGAGGCCGGGACGACGACUGUGAACAAGGCGAUGAGGGUGCCGCCAAACGAGCAAAGGCACCAGUCGAGACUUGCGCCGUAAAGGGCGAAUCGUCCGAAGUCCGUACCACGAUUCCUGGUGGCGACCCUAAUGUUUCCGGGGAACUCACCAUAGCCGAGAUAAUCGCAGAAAAGCAACUUGAGAUCGACGUUGCGGAGCAACGGUCGCUGCGGCGGACGGAGUUGGAGCAGCACAACAGUGAAAUCAGUAGACUCAGGGAGCGCGAACAGAAAGCGCGCGGCGAGCUUACGAGCACCUUGGAGCGGAACAUCACAGCAGCGACGAGCUUUCUGGAGCAAGCAGCGAAAGACGGAUUCUGCGACAGUAAAUAUCACGUCUUUACUCAGGAAGUCUUCAAGUCGAAGGACUGGAAGGAUAUAGUUGGUCGCCUGAUCGCGGAAAGUGUGAGCUGCUUAGGGUGCUCCAUGGAGCCAACGUCACAGGAAAGCCACAGUCAGGCUGUCCAAGGUCCUGUCAGACUCUCCGAUAUCCCCCGGACCAACACCUCGGUCAUUGCCGGCCUCGCGUCUUCUUCGGGUCCGAUACCCCAUCCACCUUUUGUCGAGACACCUUCCGGCAGCAGGGAGGGGGAUAUCAUGGAGGACGCUUUCCCAGACUGGAUCAACAGACACCAGAUCACCGCAGACCGCUUUGGUGUUUUCCAUUUAUUGUACGGCAAUUCCAGAUUCUGCCAAUGUGAGGAGUGCUAUCAGUCUGAUCACGAGGAGGACGAGUUGCGGGAGGAUAACGAGUUCGCUUGA